Acanthisitta chloris (rifleman) is the source of this 942-nucleotide messenger RNA. RefSeq names its product haloacid dehalogenase-like hydrolase domain containing 2 (gene HDHD2). Gene Ontology annotation, biological process: dephosphorylation. The transcript has 6 exons. Bases 1 to 780 code for a protein of 259 amino acids. The record is from RefSeq and is a predicted model, not a curated record. NCBI's taxonomy places the organism in Eukaryota, Metazoa, Chordata, Aves, Passeriformes, Acanthisittidae. Gene Ontology annotation, molecular function: phosphatase activity.
AUGGCAGCUCGGCGCACGCUGAAAGCUGUCUUGGUGGAUCUCAACGGCACACUUCACAUUGAAGACUCAGCUGUGCCAGGCGCGCAGGAAGCUCUUAAAAGGCUGCGCAGUGCUCCGGUUACCAUUCGGUUUGUGACGAACACGACGAAGGAGAGCAAGAGGGACCUGCUGGAGAGGCUGACAAGGCUGGGAUUUGACAUUGCAGAGAAUGAGAUCUUCACAUCUCUGACAGCAGCCAGAAAUCUUCUGGAGCAAAAGCAGGUGCGGCCUCUUCUCCUGGUGGAUGACAAGGCCCUGCCUGAUUUCACAGGGAUAGGGACCAAUGACCCCAAUGCAGUGGUGGUAGGACUGGCUCCUGAGCACUUCCACUACGAGAUGAUGAACAGAGCGUUUCGGUUGAUUUUGGAUGGGGCUCCUCUUAUAGCAAUCCAUAAAGCCAGGUAUUUCAAGAAGAAAGAUGGUUUGUCUCUGGGACCUGGACCUUUUGUAACUGGACUGGAGUACGCAACAGACACCAAAGCAACAGUGGUGGGGAAGCCAGAGAAAACCUUCUUCCUAGAAGCUUUGCGAGGAACUGGCUGUGCCCCAGAGGAGGCUGUCAUGAUCGGUGAUGACUGCAGGGAUGAUGCUGGUGGUGCCCAGGAGGUGGGCAUGCGUGGGAUUUUGGUGAGGACAGGUAAAUAUCGACCGGCAGAUGAAGACAAAAUCAAUCCAGCUCCGUACUUGACCUGUGAGAAUUUCCCAGAGGCAGUGGAACAUAUCCUAAAGCAUAUGCUGUGAGAAAGGGAAUAGUUAGUUUGAAAAAAAACACCUGAUUCACAUCAUUUCCUUCGUUCUUGCUUCAAAAAUUAAGGUCCCAAGAUCAGUGCAUGCAUGGCAUCAGACACCUGGCCACGAGCUCCCUCUGCCCAGGCUGUAAGGGACAGAGGAUUCGUGUGGGCC